This is a messenger RNA of Melanaphis sacchari, 1170 nucleotides long. RefSeq lists its product as uncharacterized. Bases 69 to 1031 code for a protein of 320 amino acids. The transcript is spliced from 4 exons. NCBI's taxonomy places the organism in Eukaryota, Metazoa, Arthropoda, Insecta, Hemiptera, Aphididae. The record is from RefSeq and is a predicted model, not a curated record.
UGUUGACUAUAUACUUCGCAACAUCCUAUUGUCGUCGCUCGAAGUCAUUAGAUUUAUACCUACGCAAAAUGGCCAAAAUGGUUCGACCGACCGUGUUGCAAUGUGUCUGGGCAUUUGGACUUUUUGGAAUUUACGGUACGUUCGCGGGCGCUGUAGUGGCCAAAUCCACAAACGGUUCAGCAAAUUUUCAAAACGGUAUCGACGGCCUGGAAACCAGUCAGACUCGAAUUAAUCAAGUAGAUGGGCCUCCGCGGUCGGAAGGUUACCGGGUUACGGGUUCGACUUCAGACAACCGAGUUUCGGGUAAAGAUUACAGUGGUGGUUCAGUGAGCGGUUACCCAGUGGAAAACUCUUAUGGCCCACCCAGGGAUUACUAUUACGAUGAACGACCUGAGUACUUUAAUCCUUACGAUCAGGUCGGCCACCACCUGCAGAGUAUCGGACCUCCGCCAGAGAUGAUUUAUCAUCAGCGUCCCAACUCCCAUCUACAUCAUCAUCAGCACGGCGGCGGAGAAACCCAUAAUCCUGGAGAAUUGAACGUACAGCCAUUGCUGUGGCCUUUGGCUGGAGUCGCACUUCUCGGAGUGCUAUCAGCCCUUGUCAAAACCCCUUUGCUGUUGCAGUUGGGCCACAUUGGCCGCCGUCGCAGGAGAGACGCGAAUGACGGAGACGAAGGAAUUGCCGCAGAAACGAUAAAAUCGCUUCUGGAAAAGUUCGGUGACAAGGAACGACGGAGGGAAAAUCAACAAGAAGCGUGUCUAGUAUGCAAUAUGGUGGCGAACAUUUAUCAUCAAAAGUCCACUUGCGUCGAGAGAUCCAUCUGCGAAGUAAUGUCUCGGAAUGGACCAGACGGAUCAGAAACAGACAAACGAUUGUUAACCGCAACCAUUGCACAAGUCGUUGAAAAUGAUCAAAUUCCUGAGGAAUUCAAACAACGUUUGGAGACGGCUGAGAGGAUAGGUCGGAGCGGAUCGAACUGCGGACAGUUGUAUCAAUGCGGGAACGAUGCACCAGAAAUGGCGCGCAAAUAAAUUAAAAACAAUAUUUUACAUUAUAUGCUUACAUAUUAUUAACACAGUAUAUUCAUUUUCGAAUUGUACAUAAUUUUUACGAAAUACACAUUGCACAUUGAAAAAUUCGUCAACACAUCCAAUAAUUUUGACUAAUAAA